AUGUCAAACUGUACUUGUUCGAGUCUUAUGGAAGCCAAAGCAAUCCUUCUAAAAACAGGUAAUGCAAUACUGUCUCAUCGUCAAGUUGGUAAGGUUGAAGCAUCAUGGACAGUACUAGGCAUUCCUUUAUAUCAUUCAUCAAUAAGAUGCAAAAGUUUAUAUAUUUCUUUACCAUGGGAAGAAGAAAGAAUACUCAAACGUGGACGAACUCAGGUAAGUAGCACAGAUGACUUUGUUGAAUCACUUACGCAUCGAUAUGUGAAACGACCAUUUACUCCUUCUGUAAUUAAUCACAUGACUCUGUUUGAAUUCUUAACUUGGUUUGAUUUUGAUCGAUCUUCUUCAAUGCAAUUACAAGAUACAUUGAAAGAACCACUCGUUGAAAAUCCUCUUUGGCGUACUGACUUUAAUCAACCACCAUUACUGAAAACUUCAAAUUAUCUUCCUCGGAUCGUUUUGUCAUGUAGUUCAGUAUUGAUUCAACAUAAAGAACCAGCAUGUAUUAGUUUUACUUGUCGUUAUGAUGAUUCAAUGUUGGCUAUGUACUCAAUGCUUUCUAUUGGAAUUCCAUAUCGAGACCCAAUUGAGGAAUUCCUGGGUGAAAAUGAUUUGAACGCUAUCCAUCAAUUAUUGCUGAAAAGUAAACCCGAGAUAUUACAAAGAUUUUCUACAUUACCUGGAGCCUACAAAAUACAAAUGAUCAAUGCAAUUGAACAUUUAUGUGACCUAAAUGCUCAUGAUUUUGUUAUCAAACCACGAACGUCAUUUAUAUUUACAACCGAAGAUGAAGAAGACGUAGAUGAUGAAACAAGCAACAAUAUACAACAAAUGAAUGAUAGUAACAUUACCAAGAGUAAUAAAGAUUCCUGUAAGCGUGCUUUCUCUGAAAGUAUUGAUGAAGAUGAUCAAGAACACGUGAAUCCCAAUGAAGACAUGACAAUCAAUUGCCCUUCUAGUCGUACUGAAGAGUUGCUAUUAUCAGCCAAUACACAACAGCUUUUUUUGGCAAAUUUUUUUAGACAAUAUCUUGCAGCAUUGAUGCGAUACGAAGAAAGCCGAUAUCGUUCUCAAAAAAUCUCAAAACCAUUACCUUUUCAUAUAGUUGUGAAUGGUUUAGCUGGCUCUGGAAAAUCCUAUGUUAUCUCUAUUAUUGAACAGAUGUUAAUUGAUUUUUGUAUUAGUGAAUCAGCUACUCGAAAUCGUCCACGUAGACAAAAAGGAUUACUUAAGAUGGCUCAUACUGGCAAAGCUGCUUUAAAUAUUCAUGGUUGGACUAUCCAUACUGCUCUAGGCAUGCGUCCUGACAAUACAUCUACACCGAAUAAUGCCCCAUCCUUUAAAAUACAUUCGAUUCGACAACGACUUGGUGAUUUGAUAUUAAUAAUUAUCGAUGAAAUUUCACUUGUCUCCUACAAUCUUUUUCAAAAAGUGAACAAGCGAUUAAACGAAGUAUUUGAAGUAGCUGACAAAAGUGACGUCUAUUUUGGAAACAUUCCAGUUUUAUUAUUUGGGGACUUAGCUCAAUGUGAACCAGUUGCUGCCAAACAAAUUUUUUGGCGACCUUCUGGUGAAACUUUCUCACUUUGGUCCGAUUUAUUCAGACCAAUCAACUUUAAUAUCAACAUGCGACAAGGUGACGAUAGACAGUUCUUCGAUAUUCUGUGUCGAAUGAGAUUAGGUGAAUACAAUGAAGACGAUGAAACGAUGAUAAAAUGUAGAAGUAUUCGAAAAGAAGAUAACCCAUUCCACUAUAAAGAACGAUUAACAGAAUUACAGUCAACAGCAUUUGAAAAUGCCAUAUAUGCAUUCAGUAAAGUUGGCAUGGCUCGAUCAUUAUUUUUUAGUCCAGUACAGGCAAGUAAAAAAGCAUGCAAAAUUGAUUUAAAACCUUCUAAGGACGAAAAUGAGUGUGCAUCUAUGUUUGAACAAUUACCAAUAUGUAUUGGCGCACGUGUAAUAUGUCGACGUAAUAUUGAUUUUGAUGGAGAAAUGGUGAACGGAACCGAAGCAAUCAUAAAAGAUAUAGUAUGGGAUAAAGAUGAUGAUAUUAUCUUACCAAUGUCAAAUCGAUGUGUUUUUCCAAAUUUAAACCGAGCAUUAAGUGCGAAACUACCAAAAUAUAUUGAACUCGAAUUAGAUAAUGGUUCUAUGUAUAAAAUGACUCCAGAAGAAGUUAGUUUCAAAGAUCAGAAUGGUGUAUCGAUGACAAGAAAACAAUAUCCACUCAGUUUAGGCUAUGCAAUAACAGUACACCGAUCGCAGUGUAUGACUUAUAAUAAACUAGUCGUCGAUUUAACUGGUGUAAAUUGGAAGCCUGAGUGGUGUCUACCGAAUUCAUCUGAUUCUGAACAAAUAUCAGCAAUAAUAUCAAAUACAAAUAAAGAAUUGAUAUCAAAUACAAGUAGUAAAUCAAUAUCGAAUCGCAUCAAUACAAAACAAAUACAAUUACAAUACAUGUUACCAGUCACAACUAAUUCAAUAACAAAGCCCGAAGAUGUUAUCAUUUGUGAGAAACAGGAAGAACACUUUUGCGGACGACAUGCUCUACGUGCACUCUCACAAAGGCUUGAUUUAUUUAGUGAUGAAUAUUUAUUUGAUAUCGCUGAAAAUAUAGCAGCUACAGAGCAAAUAUGUCGAAGCGGACAACCAGUACAAGUUACCGAUUACUACUACAAAUAUACGGGAGACUAUGAUAUUCAAGUACUGCAGCUUGCUCUUCAGAAUACAUUGAACGUCCACCUUGUACGAAUCGAUAAGUUAGACAUUACUGGGUGUCCUAUUCGAAAUCUUAUUUUAUCAAAUAUUGAACAUAUCCAAGCAUUUCUAAUUCAACAAGAUUAUCACUAUUAUUGUCUUCGAAGUUUUCGAUCGACUAAAGAUUAUUUCUUUAAAAUUGAUUCUAAGUAUUCAAUGUACCAUGAGCCUAUUCCUCGUGGACGUUUAUUCGAAUAUCUUGCAGAACUUCUCAAUUCAAACUCCACUAUCUUUGUCAUCAUGGAACAUACAGUACAAAAUUUAAAUGAACAAAUUACUAUCGAUACUAUUGAAAAAGCAUUAUGGCCUUUACCAGAUGCUCCUGCUGAUUUUGAACUUUUACUCGGACGUAAUCAAUUAGAAAUAUGA
Molecule: messenger RNA, 3123 nt
Organism: Rotaria sp. Silwood1
Lineage: Eukaryota; Metazoa; Rotifera; Eurotatoria; Philodinida; Philodinidae
Source: the annotation of a GenBank genome assembly